AUGAACAGACCAAAGACAGAAAUAUCGCAAUCAGAAUCACUGCCAAAUACGAUAGAAAUCAGGCUGAAUGACGAGGGCCAUACUGCAGCAAGUGUGAUAACAGAACGAAUGGAGGAGUCAGUUGAUUUUGUGGCCUAUAAAAUAACACACCCAACUGAUAAUUUUGUGACAAUUCGAGUUCAAUCAAAGGAGAAUCCAGUACUACAGUUCAAGAAGUGUGUUAAAUCAAUCAUACGAGACAUAUCUGAAGUGAUUGAACAGGUUGAGAAUGCAUGUUGA
Messenger RNA from Enterospora canceri, 279 nucleotides. The record is from the annotation of a GenBank genome assembly. Lineage: Eukaryota; Fungi; Microsporidia; Enterocytozoonidae.